This is a messenger RNA of Sarcophilus harrisii (Tasmanian devil), 599 nucleotides long. RefSeq names its product ENY2 transcription and export complex 2 subunit (gene ENY2). The transcript is spliced from 5 exons. NCBI's taxonomy places the organism in Eukaryota, Metazoa, Chordata, Mammalia, Dasyuromorphia, Dasyuridae. Gene Ontology annotation, cellular component: DUBm complex; nuclear pore; SAGA complex. Gene Ontology annotation, molecular function: transcription coactivator activity; chromatin binding. The coding region runs from base 97 to 387 and encodes 96 amino acids. The record is from RefSeq and is a predicted model, not a curated record. Gene Ontology annotation, biological process: positive regulation of DNA-templated transcription; regulation of transcription by RNA polymerase II; poly(A)+ mRNA export from nucleus.
AAACUGAAGUUGUUAACUAAAAUUUAAAAGUAGAGGGUGUGUAGCUAGGAUUAAAAAGUUUAUCAAUGUGUUGCAUCCUGGGAUUAUAUUAACAAAAUGAACAAAGAUGCACAGAUGAGAGCAACUAUUAACCAGAAACUGAUAGAAACUGGUGAACGAGAACGACUUAAAGAGUUGCUAAGAGCUAAAUUAAUCGAAUGUGGUUGGAAAGAUCAACUGAAAGCUCAUUGUAAAGAUGUGAUUAAAGAAAAAGGAUUAGAACACGUUACUGUUGAUGACUUGGUAGCAGAGAUAACUCCAAAAGGCAGAGCACUUGUACCAGACAGUGUGAAGAAGGAACUUUUACAGAGAAUAAGAACUUUCCUUGCUCAGCAUGCCAGCCUUUAAAAUAAGCUAAACAUCACCGCCAUGUACUUUGAUUUCUUUGAUCCAUUAAAAAGACAUGCCAUACAUUUGGAGUGCAUUUUUUAAAGUAGUCUUUUUUUUUUUUUUUUUGUACGAUGAAUUUUACAUGUUUUGGUAAUAACUUGUGUGUUGCAUUGAUUUUUUUUUCUUGAACUUUAUUUUAAUAAUAAAAACAAAAUGUAAAUGUUUGAAAA